This is a messenger RNA of Andrographis paniculata, 645 nucleotides long. Its product is annotated as histone H3.2. The record is from RefSeq and is a predicted model, not a curated record. The transcript has a single exon. Gene Ontology annotation, cellular component: nucleosome. NCBI's taxonomy places the organism in Eukaryota, Viridiplantae, Streptophyta, Magnoliopsida, Lamiales, Acanthaceae. Gene Ontology annotation, molecular function: protein heterodimerization activity; DNA binding; structural constituent of chromatin. Bases 58 to 468 code for a protein of 136 amino acids.
AUUCCGUUUCUCAUCUUACUGCAAGACAGUUUCAAUAAUCCUCCUCAAAUCUCUCUAAUGGCUCGUACUAAGCAGACCGCCCGCAAGUCCACCGGAGGCAAGGCUCCGAGGAAGCAGCUCGCCACAAAAGCCGCAAGGAAGUCAGCUCCGGCCACUGGCGGAGUCAAGAAGCCCCACCGUUUUCGCCCUGGAACCGUCGCGCUUCGUGAGAUCCGCAAGUACCAGAAGUCUACCGAGCUCCUGAUCCGCAAGCUUCCGUUCCAGAGGCUCGUGCGGGAAAUCGCGCAGGAUUUCAAGACCGAUCUCAGGUUCCAGAGCUCGGCCGUGGCGGCGUUGCAGGAGGCGGCGGAGGCGUACUUGGUUGGACUGUUCGAGGAUACUAAUCUCUGCGCGAUUCACGCAAAGAGGGUUACGAUUAUGCCCAAGGACAUUCAGCUCGCGAGGAGGAUUAGGGGUGAGAGGGCUUAGAGGAUCCGACCCCGGGUAGGAUACGGGUGUGGAUCCAAGUAUUAGGGUUAUCGGAUCGGAAGAUUUGUUUAACGUUUACGCUAUGCAUUAGGGUUAUGAUUUUGUAAAUUUCACUUUGGAUUAUCCACUCAUUCAAUGGUUUUUGUCUUCAAUCAAAUCUUCUUUCGUAUUUUCUUA